This is a messenger RNA of Odobenus rosmarus divergens (Pacific walrus), 300 nucleotides long. Its product is annotated as transmembrane protein 126A-like. The annotation marks the transcript as partial. Gene Ontology annotation, biological process: mitochondrial respiratory chain complex I assembly. The transcript is spliced from 2 exons. NCBI's taxonomy places the organism in Eukaryota, Metazoa, Chordata, Mammalia, Carnivora, Odobenidae. Gene Ontology annotation, cellular component: mitochondrion. The record is from RefSeq and is a predicted model, not a curated record.
AAUCUGUUUGAACAUGGAUCAACAUAUGUUGGACUUAAUGCUGGUCUCUGUGGUCUAAUAGCAAAUAGUCUUUUUCGACGCAUCCUAAAUGUGACACAGGCUCGUAUAGCUGCUGGCUUACCAAUGGCAGUGAUCCCAUUUUUGACUGCGCACGUAUCUUACAAAGGUUUUGUAAGUUUACCUUUGAAUACAGGUGAUUUGAAUUGUGAAACCUGUACCGUAACACGGGGUGGAUUGGUUGGUUUCGUUUUUGGUGGUCUGUACCCUGUUAUCUUGGCCAUACCUGUGAAUGGUGGCCUA